Molecule: messenger RNA, 11663 nt
Organism: Mirounga angustirostris (Northern elephant seal)
Lineage: Eukaryota; Metazoa; Chordata; Mammalia; Carnivora; Phocidae
Gene: DCP2
Product: decapping mRNA 2
Exons: 10
Coding region: 3168-4301 (377 amino acids)
Biological process (GO): deadenylation-dependent decapping of nuclear-transcribed mRNA; nuclear-transcribed mRNA catabolic process, nonsense-mediated decay
Cellular component (GO): P-body; cytoplasm
Molecular function (GO): RNA binding; manganese ion binding; 5'-(N(7)-methylguanosine 5'-triphospho)-[mRNA] hydrolase activity
Source: RefSeq, a predicted model, not a curated record
UUAAGAUUAUUAUUAUAAUUAUUUUUAAAGAUUUAUUAGCGUGCAUGAGUGGGGGAGGGGCAGAAGGAGAGGGGGGGAAAUCUUAAGCGGACUCCCUGCUGAGUGCAGAGCCUGACACGGGGCUCAACUCUAGCUGGAUCCCAUGACCUGACCUAAAAAUCAAGAGUUGGAUGCUCAACCGACUGAGCCACCCAGGUGCCCCCAAAAUUUAAGAUUAUAAAAGAAACUAUGUCACAAGGCAAAAAAAAUCGAUGAAUUGCUAAUAAUUCUAGUAUUAAAUGUUUUUAGAACUUAGAGAUUUUUUUUUUAGGCAAAGCUAUAUUUGUAAGGGAAUACAGGAUUUUAUAAAGAGGAGUGGGGAGUAUGUUCCACAUAAAGAAAAGGAUUGAGCAAAAUUAGAGAGUUGGAAAAGAUAAGGGAUAUCUUGGGAAAUAAAUUAGUUUGUAUUGAGCAGACAGUUUUUAUGGGGAUACAGUAGGAAGUAGAGAUGGCAGGUAUAUAGGGGGGAUUUGUGGGUUCUUAAAUCUUGAGCCAAAGUGAUUUUUAUCCUGUAGGUCAUUGUUUCAUGUAUUCAAAAGCAGUUAUACCCACAAAUUCACUGUACUCUGCUAGAAUUGGAAUAAGAAUGAAAACAACCCUUGUACUCAGCUCCCUAUAAUUUUCCUUGAGCUCCAUGAAAUAAGGAUCCCCCCCACCCCCCCAGGUCACUGUAGAAAAUGGACUGAAACACUGUUUGUUCUAGACAACUGUUAGCCAUAAAACAUUUUUGAGCAAGGCUGAGGAAUAUUAUGCAAAUCAUUUGAAAAUAGUAUUCAAGAAGACUUACUUGGCAGGAUAGGUUAAACCAUAGGAUGGGCUGUCAAAUUACUUGAGAUCGUAGCAAUAAGGUCCUAAGCCAUAGUAGAGGGACUACAAAGAAAAGACUGAAGAGACAUGUCAGUGGCAGAAAUGAUCAAUUGUUUGAUUAAAUAUGAAGAAGUAUAUGAGGAAUCAGGGGGAAUAGAAGUUCUAUUGAACAUUAUCUUUGUUAAAGUCUUGGUCAUAGAUUUCUGUGGAGAAAUCAUGGAUGACUUGGCUUUUAAGAAGCUAUAAUUUAGGUAUAGAAACAUGAUCAAAACAGGCAGAUCCUGUUUGAUCUAUUUUGCACAGACAGCCUUCUACCAUAGCAACUUUACAUACUUUGGGGUUCUGGAUAAAAUUUUGUGUGUGUAUGCACAUGAAUUUUAAACUUCCCUUGCUAUUAAGAAAAUAAACUUUUGUUUUAGUUAUGUUUAAUUUCAGUUGUAUGGAGAAAAAGCUUUUAUUGCUGAUGUGAUUUCAUUAAAUAAGUGGGUGCUUACUUGAUGCCAGGCAUUAUGUAGUGAACAAUGUGGAUUUGGUCCCUGUUUUCAAGAAGAUGAAAGGAAAUUGUUAGUGCAGUAUGGUAAGUUAUGAUAGGGUACUGAAGGGCAUAGAGUAAAAGUUAAUAGCAUGAGUUCUGGAGCCACAUUCCUUGGGUUAGCAUCCCAUCUUUGCCAUUUACUUGCCGUGGAAGCUUGGGCAAAUUGUGGAUCUUUUCUGUUAAGAAUUUUCUUUUUUUAUAAGUUGUGUGUAGUCUUGUGAUUUGUUUUCAGUACUCCGCAAGGUGGGUAUAGAACUGGGCAUGCAGGGUUGAAGUUUUGCUAGGGAGCUAUGUUCAGAGAACAAUGGGGCAAAGGGAUUUUGGAUAUUGCUAAGAGGUUGAUUAAAGUGGUGGGCCAUAUUGUUUGGGGCAGAAAAAAAAGCAGCAGGGUGUUAAUGCAGAGAAAGGAAUACAAAGAUUGAUGUAGAGUGGUGGUACAGUGUGAGUAAUUAGAAGAAUGCAGUAGAAGAUUAUGGUCAUGACGUUUUGUUUCCGACCAAAUUGCUGGAAUAGUUACAGUGAUAGCAAGGUCUAGAAUGUUGCUUUGGGAAUUGGGCUGAGAAGUGGGAAUGGAUAGGACAAGGAAUACAAGGAACUGAGGCUAGAGCUUGAGAUGAGUUGUCCAUGAGGAAAUUUGUAUCAUCCAAGAUAAUGGUAGGAAUUUGGAGGGAGAUUACUGUCUAAAUGAUUGUUUAUGCCUAGAGCAGAUUUUUCAUGUUUAUGCAAAAAUGUUAGUAUAAAAAGAGAAGGUAAAAAAAAUACUGGAUUUUUUUUUUUUAAAGAAUGUAUAUAAUACAAGUGGACUUGUGCUUCAAAUUCUUUAUCUAGUCAGUGUAACCUAUCUUUUAGAGCUACGGUUGACCCUCAAACAAUAUGGGGGUUAGGGGUCCUGACCUUCCUUGUAAUAAAAAGUGUGUAUAACUUUUGACUCCCCAAAACUUAACUGCUAAUAGUCUUCUGUUGACUAGGACCCUUACCAAUAAAAUAGUUGAUUAACUCCUAUUUUGCACGUGACAUGUAUUAUAUACUGUAUUCUCACAAUAAAGCUAGAGAAAAGAAAAUGUUAUUAAAACCAUAAGGAAGAAGAAAUACAUUUACAGUUUUGUACUGUACUUACUGAAAAAAAAUCUGCAUAUAAGUGGACCCAUGCAAUUCAAACCCGUAUUGUUCAAGUGUCAGCUGUACCGUGUAAAGGCCUAGUAACUCAGAUUCAAGAAUCAAAAUAAUUUGGGGUUUAAGAAAAUACAAUAGUCAAGAAUUUUAGUAAAAAUUAGAAAUGAUAACAUCAGUGUGUCUUAAAGGAUUUUUUGAAUUAAAUACCUUAACUCAUUAAAUAAAAAAUGGUAUUUAAAAAGUUUCCAUUCCCAUGUUUGAGUUGAAUUACUUUUUUUUUUUUAAGAUUUUGUUUAUCUGAGAGAGAGCACGAACAGGGGGGAGAGGCAGAGGAAGAGGGAGAAGCCUGCUCCCCACUGAGCAUGGAGCCCAAGGAGGGGGGCUCUAGCCCAGGACCCCAGGAUCAUGACCUGAGCUGAAGGCAGACACUCAGAGUGAGCCACCCAGGCGCCCCUGAAUUGAAUUACUUGUAUGUACUAUUAAGUAUGGAGGAUGAUUGAAAAGUUGUCAUUGGGGAAAUUGAUACCAUGGUGGACUGGGUUCUGUUACUUGCUAAUUGUGUGGCCUUGAGCAAGUUUUUUUUUUGUUGUUGUUUUUUAAGAUUUUAUUUAUUUGUCAGAGAGAGAGAGGCAGGCAGCAGGAGAUGCAGGUUCACCACUGAGCAAGGAGCCUGAUGCGGGACUCCAUCCCAGGACGCUGGGAUUAUCACCCAAUCCGAAGGCAGAUGCUUAACCAACCGAACCACACUGGCGUCCCCUUGAGCAAAUAUUUAACAGGUGAAGAUGUGGAAAAAAUUUUGGAUGAAUGGAAGGAAUAUAAAAUGGGAGUACCAACCUAUGGUGCAAUUAUUCUUGAUGAGACACUUGAAAAUGUACUACUGGUUCAGGGGUAUCUAGCAAAAUCAGGCUGGGGAUUUCCAAAAGGAAAAGUAAAUAAAGAAGAAGCUCCUCAUGACUGUGCUGCUAGAGAGGUCUUUGAGGAAACUGGUUUUGAUAUCAAAGAUUAUAUUUGUAAAGAUGAUUACAUUGAACUUCGAAUCAAUGACCAGCUUGCUCGUUUGUACAUCAUUCCAGGAAUUCCAAAAGACACAAAAUUUAACCCGAAAACCAGAAGAGAAAUUCGGAACAUUGAGUGGUUCUCCAUUGAGAAAUUGCCCUGUCAUAGAAAUGAUAUGACCCCGAAAUCCAAACUUGGUUUGGCACCUAACAAAUUUUUUAUGGCCAUUCCCUUUAUCAGACCACUAAGGGACUGGCUUUCGCGGAGAUUUGGAGAUUCCUCAGACAGUGACAAUGGAUUUUCCUCAGUCGGUAGCACACCAGCUAAGCCCACUGUGGAAAAAUUGAGUCGAACCAAAUUCCGCCACAGUCAGCAGUUGUUUCCUGAAGGUUCUCCUGGUGACCAGUGGGUAAAGCACAGGCAACCACUGCAGCAAAAGCCAUAUAAUAAUCAUUCUGAAAUGUCUGACCUUUUAAAAGCGAAGAAUCAAAGUAUGAGGGGAAAUGGCAGAAAACAGUAUCAGGAUUCACCUAAUCAAAAGAAAAGAACAAACGGGGUCCACAGCCAGCCAGCCAAGCAGCAGAAUCCCUUGAUGAAAUGUGAAAAAAGACUUCAUCCACGAAAACUUCAGGAUAAUUUCGAAACAGAUGCUGCAUAUGACUUGCCUUGCUCCGGUGAAGACCAGUUGCUAGAACAUGCCGAGGGACAGUCUGUGGCAUGUAAUGGUCAUUGCAAGUUCCCCUUUUCAUCCAGAGCCUUUUUGAGUUUUAAGUUUGACCAUAAUGCUAUAAUGAAAAUCUUGGACCUUUGAAAGCAGCAGAUGUGUUGUGGAAGUCCCAGGAUCAGAGACCUGUUGCAUUUGAGUGGGUGUCUCUUUGAGCCUUACCUUUCUCAGGUGUUUUAAAGAAAUGCAGGGAGGCAAUGAUGUUUCUGAAGAUAACGUUCUCUGCAGAAGAGAGAGUAGAAAGAAACAUGAGUUUGCACUGUAAAUGCAGUUAUAACCUUUUAUACAGAUAUACCUUUUCAGUGUUUGGCUAACGAAUUUAAGUUGCUUUUUAUGAGAGCAUUUUUUCUGUGUGAUUGUGAUUUUUAUUUCGUGUUCUGGUCAAGAAAAUAGUGUUUGAGUCAUCAUCAGGUAGCCAAGUUAAUGGGAAUGUUCCAUCUAUCCAUGACAGUGACUGCAAUUAGAGUUUGCCUAUGUUGACGUUUUUAAAAGAAACUUAAAAUUCACAAAUAAUAAAUGAAUGCAAGAGCUAAAAAUGUCACAGAAGUUAAGAUCACAGGUCAUCUGCUUUGGUGGCAUUUUGCGCAUUUCUCUGCUUCUAACCACUCGGGUUCUCUAAUCCUCCUGUGCUGGGAGAUUUGUUGAAAGGUUUAUUUAGAGCCAGCAUCUACUGUGUAAUGUUCAUGUUAAAAAUGAACACAGCACUUCAUUAAAAGACAAAAGUCCUCAGCCUGGAGAGGGACUGAGUUGGUUAGGUGGGGGGAGUACACUCUGACUUGGAGUUGAGAGCCUUGUGCAGUCAGCAAACCUGGGAGAGUGGUGGGGAGAGGGGAGCGUGGAGCAUGGAGGCCGGGACCCGGCAACUGCUUUGGUGGCAGCUGCUUUGGUCUUGUCUUCACUGUCCUGCCACCAGCUCUUCAGUAUUGUACAAUGGUUUCAUUCCUGUGAAAAUUUAUUCCCUAUUACAGUUGUGUAAAUAUGAAUGGAAUACUGACAUUAUUAGGUUUUACAUUGCAUCUUGGUGUUGAUCUCUGGAAACUAAUGUUGUAUUAGGUUCCAAUUUGCAGUAGCAGCAGAAACUGACAUGCUUUUAUGAGCAUGCUGAAGCCCCUGGAUGAUGGAGUGAGAAGGGAAGGGGUAUGCGGUUCACCCAAGUACAAAUAAAGCAUUUCACUAGGGGACGAUCAGAACAUGAAGGUAACAUACAUAACUCACUUCUAGGACUGUAUUUUGCUCUUUCAGGAUUCUUAAAUCUAAAUAAAGAUGGCAAUGCCCAUUUUAAGAAGAAUUUCAGCUCUAAUUGAGGACAAUCGCCAGAACUUUAAAAGGGGGCUUUAGUGUUGGGGCUGCUUCUGACCUCAUUGAAGGUAUUUCUUUUGGGGGUGUUAUGUGUGAGCAUAUGCGUGCGUGUGCAUCUGCCAUGUGGGUUUUAAAAAUCUUUUUUUACAUGUGGUAUCCACAGAAUAUAUCUCUGCUUGUAAAUUUUAUUGUAGAAAUCUUUAUUCUGUAUAGAUAGCCUAUUUAAUAGGGGUUCUAUUUAACCCAGUGGGACUUUCAGAAGAAGUACUAUUGUAAGGAAUUCACUUGGUAUUUCUUUGCUUUAGCUUUUAAAUGGCUUGAUUAAAUUUAAAGGAGAAAUUCUAUUUAUUAAUAAAAGUGUCACCCUCUUGGUGCUAAGCAGGAGAAUUCACGAUUACAGCAGUGUGUUUAAAAUUAGGUUAUUCAUAAUCCUGCAUCUUUUAAUGUGACAAACUUGUGAAUCCUUCUGUGACCUUUUUUAAAAUGCAUUAUAUGAUUGCUUUUGGAAGCUCUUACUGUUCUUUCCAGAAAUACAGCUGCUUUGCUUGGGUCUCCUUGAGCCAUAUUUAUAGUUGGUCCCAGCAUUCCAGAUUUCUAUUAAAUUGUUAAGGGAGUGAAAACUUAGUUUGCCUGGCAGGUAAAUCAUUUUCACUCAUUUACUGUCAUCUGGAAACCAUAUAAUUUUUAGUAAUUUUGUGUGUGUGUGUGUGUGUGUGUGUGUGUGUGGUUUUUGUUUUUUGAGUAUUUUGGUCAAUCUUUCUGGUGCCUAGAGUUGGGUUUUUCAGCUCUUAAUGCAAAAGCAAAAGAGAUUAGAGUUAGUUACCAGAAGUAUGUCCUCUAAAGGUGUUGAGCCUUUUCAAGAACCAACAGAUUAUCUCUUUUCAAUUACAGCAGUUUAACUAUGGUUAAAUGUUAUUGCUGUUGUGCUGCUUCGUUUAAUGCACUGUGGAACAAAAUAAGGGUAUUGUUGGGAUGGGAUUUUGGUAACUUGAGGCUUUUAGCUCUCUUGACAGUUUGAGAUAAAGAUGUGAGUUAAAGUUUAUGUGUGUGAUGUGACUUAACUAUGCAGAAAAUGUAUAAGUUGGAUGUACCUGUUUUAUGUACAUCUGCUAUACUUAUUCCCUUGAACCUGUGUAUUAGUUUCUCAGUGUUCAGGUUACCUUCAGAAAGGCCAUGCUUAGCACAGAACUGGAUUUCUCCUUCGAGAAAUUUUAGCAUGGUUUGAAGAAAUCAAGUGAUAAAGGAGUGUGCUGAAUAUGCAAUAAUUUACUUCUGUGUGCUGCAUUUUAAGAAGCUAGAUGAGAAGAGUAGUUGGGUUGGCUUCAUUGUGUUUUAUGUCUUUGAGAGGAAAAAUAGGUCUUUGAAUCCACUUUUUAAAUGUUCUUAUGUUCCAACCUUACAUGUUCCAAGGUUCAGUGCACUGUGAAUCUUUUAUUUUUUUAAAUUUUGUAGGUGCUUUUAUGUAUAACUGUAAUGAUUUGUAAGAUGUUAAAUGAAUUUUUUUGUACUUAACCAUUGUUAUCCAAAAGAUAGGGGUAUAGUUUACAUGCUUUCACAAGUUUUUGUUAAGAAAUAGCAAAUGAAUGGUUUUAGGAUUUCAACCAGUGACACUCUUCCUGAGACAUAAACUGAAUAGAACCCUUAGCAUGGGUGAAAUUUGAAGAGGUUUGAAACUUAAGUUGGAUUUUCAUGUUAAUAUAUAAAAGCGAGUCUCUUAUGUUGUCAAGGGAUUUGUGGUCACUGCUUGCUGCUUUGAGCUUUGGAUAUUCUUAUUUUUCUAUUAAAUAUCAAUUAGUAAGUGCAGAUAAUGAAGAUGUAUAGCAAAAUAUAGCAAAAAUACUUUUAUGCUAUAAGAUUGGGUUGGUACUUUGUCUUUUACGGCUUUAGUAGUUUGUGCGUAAUAUCAAAUAAAAAACUCCAAGUGAAUGACAUCCUUCCACAGGGAUUAAAUUUAAAUUUUAUUAUAAAGCUCAACAUAUUAUGGUGGUCUUUAGAGAAGUUCAGGUCUAAGUGCAUGUACGCAUUAAAAACAUUUCAUUACCUAAGUCCCUCUUUUUUGUUUUUGUUUGUUUCCAACAGUUAACUUGAACAGUAUGCAAAGUCAACAUAAAAAUUAGACUGUUUUGCCAAGUUACUUUUCUUACUAUGAUAAUAUCUCUUAGCUUUUUAUCUUUAUUUUUGUACCAGUACCUCCCUCUGCCUGUUGAGAUUUUGUUUUGACCGACAUCUAUUAUGUCUCUGUGUGCUCUGAGGCAGUGUUUUCUUUGCAUAUUAAUCAUAGUUACAAGGUCAGAUUCAUUAACAUUUUUAUGAUUGAAGAAAAGUGUCACUUAGUGAUUUUGACUCGGAUUAUAUUCUGGCCUGGGGAAGGGGCUCAUAUGUAUUGAUGUAAUUUUAGAUUAAUGAUAAGCAAGACAAAGUCUUAACUUUGUCUGAAGGUAUCAAUAUCCUUUACCUUUAAGUAUCUCUCUAUGGCUAAACAGGUGUUAGUAAAACAACAGUUUUGUUAAACCUUAUUUCUGAUAGCUUGGUAAAGCCUAGCUAGAGUUCCUCAUUUUAUAUUCUGUCCUAAGACUUUAAAGUGUAUUUGUAUAGUUGCUGAGAACUCUAAAAAUGAGAUUAUGAUGGCAUCAGCAUCUUCCUAGAAUUGAGUUGCUCUUGAAGUUUAUACUCGGGUGUCCUGAAGAUGGCAGAUUGCAAAUAGGCAAUAAAGGCUCUGUCCCUUGCUUUCAAAAUAAAGUUUUGGAUUGCCGUUUCAAAAUACAGGAUAGGUUAUUAUUAUACAACAAAAGUGCCCUGAAGGGAGGAGAUAGCUAUAGUGAGAGUAUAAGGAAGAAAUUUUAGAAGAUAAACCAGUUCUUGAGUGCUGUCUGUUGUAUUAGGCUAGAAACAUGAUAAUUGCCUCGGCCAAGCAGUGUCUAAUAUAUGUGGCCAUUACCAAGUGUUUUCUAGCUCUGGAUAAAGUUGUUAUUUUUUUAUGGUUGCCAAGCAAUCCAGUUAAUCUGAAGUACUUUUUCUCACUUUAAAGAUCGGUGUUUGGGAGUCUGGUCCUUCCUGUGCUGAUAAUUUACAACUGCAGCCACACUGAAGUGCUCUGCUCUCUUACAGGAACGUAAGUCAGAGCACAGCCAGCCAUGGUCAGGUGUGUGACAUAGCCACUUCAUGAGGUAGCUGUACCUUCGUUCUUUUAAAAGGUACGUUCUUCGAUCCGUACCUUUCCAUCGAGCUGUCUUGUGACAAACUGCAUUUACUAUUGAAACAGUAAAGCUAGGGAAAAGAAUAAAGCUACCUCUCAUACAUGGGAGUGGACUUGAAAGGCUGGCUUCCACCAGCGUAGUUGCUCAGACUUUAACGUACAAAGAAAUGUAAAUAAAAACUAUGGCAAAGUAUGGAAGUUUUAUUUUGAGAGAUGUUUAUAAUUGAAUCUUUAAUCUGGUUAGCAGAGGGGAUGGUUUAGCAAUGGUAGCGUCUUGAGAGCACAAUCUGAAAAGACUCGACCCGCACAGAGUGCUUGCAUUAGCUGUGUAGUAUUGGCCGACGGCGCUUGUGGGAAAGGGAUUGGAUGCAGGACUCAAUUACCUUGUUUUGUAACUUCGUCCCACGUGGACCCUCCUCUUAGUAGACUUCUUUAGUCCUUUAGUCCAAUGGAAGAAUAAGGCCCUGAACAUAUAUAUAUAUAUGCUGCUUUUUUGGUGGGAGGGCUCUUGUAGGGGUUUGGGUGUUGUUUUGAUUAUUGGCUUCUGAAGUCAGGAAGAGGCCAUGGAGUCCCCACUGCUAUCCCACCCGCCCUUUGUAUCUUGUCCCUUCUGUAGAAGAAUAGUUUGUGCUACAUCCUUAUGGUAAAUCUGCCACUGUGGGAAUUUAUAUGCAGUGAUCAUAUCUUACCCUUCAGAGAUGAUCUCACUCAACCCUUGGGCCACAAGCAGAGAGGAAGGCUGUGGAUACCAGUGCCGUUUUGGGUCUCAGUGCAUGUAGCUAUCAGAUUGAGAACAAAGAAAACUGUGGUUCUAGGGUGAGAUGGGCAGUGUUCUGCUAGUCCUUAGUCCUUGAGAGGUCUUAGGUAACAGUCUUAGGUUGUGGACUUUCUGAGGUAGAAUAUAACAUUUUAAUUUAAUCUGCUUUUAAUUCAUUGACUGAGGUUCUGAAACAAUCUCUAGCUACAAACUAUGGUGUGAAACAUUCUGGGCACAAAUCUACAUUUUUAGUCAUUUCUCAAGCUUUAAGAAAUUAGUUCUUUGUAAAAUAUCUUGGUUUAUAUUAUUCUUUUGUGGUAAUUUUGGAAUCAGCUAUGGAUGGCAGCAAAUGAAAGUAAAGGUUCUCAACUGAAUGCAGUUUAGCAAGGUAGUAACUAUUCCUCAGCAGUUUGGUUAGAUGUUAAUACUUUUUGCAGUGAAUGAGUAGCAGUGGACUUGCUCUCUUCAUGUCCUGUAUAUAUAAUGUGCACUGAUAGAAAAGCACAAAAGACGUAUCUACAAGUUUCUUUGUGCAUUUCACUACUGUCCUAGCGCAGUGCUGUCUCUGUUGUUCAUUUUAGGUUUGCAUUUGGAUGCUGUACAAGUACCUUUUAAUUUCACAUAGAAGUGUCUGAAGAACUGAGUCUUUAAUUUUACUUUUUUGCUCAUAUUUCACUUCAAAGUUAGGACAAGAGAUAGCUAACUGACUUUCCAUUUUCUUACAGACUUUUCCUUCAGUAACAGGGAAGGAAAAUAAAACCAUGAACUAUUUUGUAUAUAUAUAUUUGUGUAUAUAACACACACAUUUAUGUAAUAUACACACAUAUAUAUAUUUUCUUAUGAUUGUGUUUGAAGUUUAUUAGCUUAAUACCUUAUAAAAAAUCACCUUUGGUAAUUGACAUAUACAAUUCAGAUUUAAAGGUUUAUGUGUUGGCUUUAAUGUAAACUUAAAACAGUUAUUUCAGAAUAAAAUGAUUAAUCAAAUGGAAUUAUAGUUCGUGUAUUAACAAGUGAAAUCCUAUAUAAGAUUGUCUUUCAUGCAGUUUAGUUUGGAUGGGAAAGGGAAUAAGAAUUUUUUUUUUAAACUUUUUUAAUCCUACUACUUCCAAAACAAGGGUUUGAAGUGUCUUUUAUGCUGCAGAGAUUAGGUAAUGUUCAAGGAAGAUGUGUAGUCUUUAAACAGUUUUCUUGGGAGCGGGUUUUAGUCUGAAGAAGGUGAAGAUAUUUAUGCUGAGUCAUGUUAAAUUUUGUGUGGGACCUACAAAAGCUGGUAGAAAAAAAUUGAAAUGGUUUCCCUAAAUAUGAUGUUGAGAAAACUGGACUUUAGAGUGAAUGUGACUAGAUUUGUAAACUCUUAGUACCUUUUUGUCUUAUGUGAAAUGAUAUAACAUUUAAUUUUUGCCUUAAUUAUCACAGCGUUUUAUGACUUCACCUUCUAGGGCAUUUUAAUGUUUGGAAAAAGACUGUAAGUAAACCAUUGGGAGUAAUUCUGCCUGUGGUAGUAAUGAAGUUCCUGGUACUUGUUUUGGUUAGUCGUCAAACAAUUAGAGCAGAAAAGGAACCUCAAAAUAGCUGUGGGGUUUACCUUGUUGUUAUACAAAUUGAUACCUUUGGAUUGGAUUUAUUGUGUUUCUGGAUUUACUACGUUCUGGCUAAACAGUAGCUUUGUCUCUUUCCCUCAGUGUUAAUCAAAGGAUGAGGACUGAUUCUCACUUAUAUUGGGUGUGACUAUCAUAAAUUAAGAAUUUCCAGUGAGUUUAAAUGUUUGCAGGAUUAUCAUACUGCCAGAGUUGACUAGCAAUGCCAGCUGUACGCUCCCCUGAGAAAAUGAACAAAGUCCUGUGUCUUAACAGUUACUCUUUUUUGAAAGCUUUUUGAUGUAAAUAACACCAGUUUAGAAAUGAAAAACCUUUUAUCUUACAGAAUACAAUUUGAAUGAAUGAAGGUUUCCUUUUGUAUUUUAAAACAUUUUUACAGUUGAUUGUUCAAAUAUUGGCUUUCUGUAAAAAUAUCGUGUUAAAUUUAGGCUGUUUGUAGUGCAAUAUCAAUAAAUUUUGCUGCUUAGGCAGUUUUAAUUACUACCUUAACCUGGUUUCUGCUACUGUUACUUGUUUCAUAGGUUCCAAUUUACUCAUAUUUUGUCUCUCUUUGGACCAAUAAAAAAUGACAAGUAUGAGAUAAAGGUAUGUUUAUAUGA